GGAAGAGAUUUAAAAAAAUAAAUAAAAGGAAGACAGACAGCGAGGGUGGGAGGGAGAGAGAAAUAGAAAAAAAGAAAGAUGUCAUCCUCUCGUUUGAAAAGCCGAGGCGAAGCUUGGAUUGCGGCCGAUCAGGGACUCUCUAGCUAGGGACACGAUUUUACGCAACACCGAGGCUUUGGAAUCCACCACCGCUUUGGCCUCUCGGAGCUAUCGAAAUAAAUGACUCUUCCUCCACGCAUUUACAAACAACUGCGGACUUAUUAUUACUUUUGAUAUAUUUUUCCUUAUUUUCAAUAACCAAAUUUAUGCAUCGAUUUGAGAAUAUAAUUUUUCCUUGGGCUAUAAUAUAAAUAUACAAUGUAAAUGCAUAAUUAAAAGCAUGCAUCAACCAUUUUGUCGCAUUUUAGUCAUGUUGCAUCCUUUCGUCCCACACCAUAUAACAACAUUUUAGUCUAACAUCAUUACUGUCAUAUAAUAUUGUCAUAUAGCUGACAGCCUUUCAAAAUUGAUCAUUCAUCUUCAAUAAUUUAUUUUAUUGAAUGCACCGCGAUUUAAACUUUCACACAGAAAUAUUCACCUUUUGAUAUUUGAAACUGCAGAGAGGAACUAGGUAGGCUAUUACAGCAGGUGGAGUGAUUCAUCAGUUGGCCCCAGCCUAUGGUUGGUUGGCCCCAAGUCUCAGGGGGAUAUAUAGUUCUAGUUUUGACACCUGGAAUAAAAGUAUCUGACAUCAUAGUGCUUCAAAAUGGAUUCUUCUUGGAGUAAUUUUCUGUUUCAGACUCCUCUCUCACAGACCCAGUCUGAGACAGCCCUCCAAUCAGAGCUGCUUCCGGACAUGACUGGCUCUGCCCAGAGCCCCCCUACAGAGCACAUAGCCCCUCCCCCAUCCACAGUGGACACAGCCGCCCUGAAUGAAGAGCCUUUACCUGAGAAGGCCGUCUCCAAGCCUGGCCGGCCGACACACAUCUGCAACACAUGUAACAAGCAGUUUAAAAACAACUACAACCUCCGGCGCCAUCAGUCGGUGCACACUGGCAUCAAAAUGAAGGACAGAGCAGCCAGAGAGAGGGAGGAUGGGAGCAAGGGAAGAGGAGAACGGCAAACAAUCCCUCUCUCCCUCCUCCACCUUUCUCUGCCCUCUCAUCCUCCUCCCGCAGAAUCCCUCCCCCAACCCUCCCCACUUGGAAACAAGGGGGGCCAACCUGUUGCGGUGUCCAUCGCCCCAGCUACCGUCACCAUGGCUGCGCCCCAGGUGCUCCAAGCUGCAGUUGUGGUUGCCGGGACAAUGGUACAGAACCAGAAUCUGGGGCCUCAACCCAACCCCAACCCCAACCAGGUGAGGAAGAACCAUGCGUGUGAGGCCUGUGGGAAGGCCUUCCGAGACGUGUACCACCUGAACCGCCACCGGCUUUCCCACUCGGACGAAAAGCCCUACCACUGCCCUAUCUGCCAGCAGCGCUUCAAGAGGAAAGACCGCAUGAGCUACCAUGUACGCUCACACCAAGGAGGGGUGGAGAAACCUUAUGUCUGCCCCCACUGCGCCAAGGGAUUCUCACGACCCGACCACCUCAACAGUCACGUCAGACAGGUGCACUCCACUGAGAGACCCUUCAAGUGCCCGACCUGCACGUCUGCCUUCGCCACGAGGGACCGUCUCCGUGCCCACCUGAUUCGCCAUGAGGAGAAGGUGCCGUGCCACAUCUGUGGCAAGCUCCUCUCUGCCGCCUACAUCACCGAUCACAUGAGGGUCCACAACCAAUCACAGCACCAUGCCUGCCACCUGUGCAACCGCAGCUUCACCACCCUCACCUACCUGCGUGUCCACGCUCAGAAACACCACGGCCAGGAGUGGAAGGAGAGCGGCGGGACACGGGGCAUGUUCGGCGGGGCCGGUGCCGGCGGGGUGCUGCUGUGCCAACUGUGUGGGGUGCAGUGCAAGACACCCACCCAGCUCCAGGGCCACAUGGGCACCCACGCCGUCACCCAGGUCCAGGGCGCCCCCAGCAGUAGCCUCGCGGGGACCGGUACCAUGGAUGUGGCCGUGUCUCUGUCAGGCAGCUCAACCGUGAGCCUGCUGGUCACUGACUGCUCCAGCAUCGCCCCCCAGCCUCUCAGCUAGCAGCCAGGCCCAUUGGAGGGAAGGGGGAGAGGGGAUUGGAGGUAGAGGAGUUUCGUGGAGACUGCAGUCAGGAGAGAGGAGUGGAUGUGGCUCUGGGGUGAAGUUUCCCCUAAGUACAGAUGUAGGAUCAGCUUCCCCUCCCCAAUCCUAACCUUAACCAUUAGUGGGGAAACUGGAAAAACGGACCCAGGAUCAGCAUAUAGGGGCAUUUACCCUACAGUGGAUGUCUAUGUAUGUUAUGAAGGCCAAAGUAUGCUGCAAACCAGGUCCCCUUUGUAUUUGAUCCUAUUUUAAAUGUUGCUGUUGUUUACGCAACAGUCACUUUCUCAACUGCCAUUGGUGGACACGAGAGAGGGGAGGAAAGGAGAGACCAUGGAAUCCCCGUUUUUUUUUUUUCAAUUAAAUCCUACUGAACGAAAUAUAAAGUUUUCCGGUCCAAUAUGCCACUUUUCCAUUCACACAGAACACAAACUCCCAUAACAAUGUUUGGGAUUUUACAAAUACAUCGCCAUUUAUUUUCCUUGGAAAUAUUGAUUAUACAGUAUAUGAUCACCCAGACGCAGUAUGAGCUGUGGUCCUACAUUGGCUUUUAGCUUUUUCAAAUGAACUGUCUCCAAGAAAGGACUGUUGCCUUUUCAUCAGAAAUAUGUCAUCACCAUGUAACUUUACCCUAUGACUGAUAGACAGGUGGCAUCAAAUGGGUAUUUAUUUGUAUAUUUGUCCACUGAAUGCUCGUCUUUCUUUGCUUUCUAUGAUCUUGUUAUUAUUCUGGAUGCUCUGAUUUUUUUAUUCUCUCAAAGUUGCAUUGGUCUGAAAAGUAUUUGUACUUUUGUGACACGUUUUUGUGAGACUGUAUUCUUGACUGUUCAUCUGUUGGUGUAGAAUCUCCUCUGUUAACGUCACUGUAUUAAAGCCGUAGUAUGUAUAACCUA
Molecule: messenger RNA, 3051 nt
Organism: Salvelinus namaycush (lake trout)
Lineage: Eukaryota; Metazoa; Chordata; Actinopteri; Salmoniformes; Salmonidae
Product: myc-associated zinc finger protein-like
Exons: 7
Coding region: 746-2119 (457 amino acids)
Source: RefSeq, a predicted model, not a curated record